AUGCCAAAAUCCAGUGGGAACUCCUUCUUUCACAAAACUGAUGACGCAAAGCGCACACUAGAUCCCUCCCGUGAUGAGGCAGAAGCCCUAUCUGAAAAACGCAGUCGUAUCUCCCAGAAGUCGCCUUCCGCGCUAUAUACCCUUUCCUACAGCCAUCCGCCUUCGGACCAGCUGCCGUCCAGCGAACAGUACAGAAGCCACCUCAAAGACUUCAAACGCUUGGACAGCUACUUUGCAAAGUUCUCUUCAAAGUCCGAUGGGGUUAUCAAGACAAAUGUCUUGCGCUUGACCAUCAUGACAUUCUUGCGAACCGACAACAUCGAUGGCGAAAACUACUAUGUCACCCUCAACCCCGCUGAGAGCGCCAGGCUCCGGACGUUCGCCCAGGGCGUUUUGUGCAAAUGGUGGGAAUAUCUCUUGUCCAGCCUCUCCUCCCAGACCGACCCCAAUCUGACGCCGCUUCAGACAAGUUCCCCUGGUUUGACCAGACGAGGAUCCACCAAGCUCUCAAGCCUUGACAAGUCAGCGUAUUUAGAGUGCCUCUCGCGUAUCUUGGCUCGUCCCGAGUGGGGAAUGCUUGCAGUGUCUGAGACUGCGACCUACCGCAAGCUCCUAACGUCCACCAUGGAGUUUUCGCUCGCCAAGCUUAAUAACGCCAAGACCGUGCCCUUGGCACACGCGGCGUUUAUCGGGAAGGUCCUAGCACACUCGUUCUUUGCCCUACCACACGUGGCCAAUGCGUUGCUCUUUCUCUUGAACACGAAACAGGGCAGUCUCAAUGAUUUGGUCGGCUGCUACUUUUCAGAAAGGAAGCUUGUGGUCCCCGGUGGAUCCCACGAGGAUGAGUUUAUUGCUGCGGGCCGCAAAUUGCACCUGCUCCAGGUGUUCCCCCGCGAGGUCCAGCACUUGAUCGGUGAUUUAGGUCGCUUUAACCCGCGUAGAGCGGGCCACCAGGGUCUUACUGCGUCCAAAUCUCGGUUUUACAAGAAGCGAAACCUAGCUAUGAACCCGGUGGUUCCCCCUGUGCACCCGGCGCCAGGAAUCAAUGACCCCAGCGGACCAUGGGUCAGCAAAUGGUGCCUGCACGGAAGUGACGUGUUCAACUCGUUCCUCCGCCACUACCUAGACAUUCUUUCUAGCCGUGUAUCGGGGAUUGACAUCGAUGACAGACUGAUGCUCGCGGCCCCGGGGCUCUUGGUGAUUAUGUGUCAUAUCAGGGAGAUUGCAGAAAAGGGCGUGACGGCCGUUGGCGCCGUCCCUCUGAAACUGAACCCCAGAAAGAGUUCCAGUCUCCCCAGGGACCCCAUGAAGAACAUGCCCACCAGCCAGGUGGCCAAAAACGCCCAUUAUAACUCCAUGGUUAAGCUUAUCCACACGUUGCGCAACUUUGUCGCAACCAGUGAGUCGAAGCUCCGCCCGCAUUUUGUGCGCUACUUUGACCAGUUGCUCAUGUCGCUUGCCACACUGAUUAGCACCUAUCGGCCACAGGAGUCCGGAGUAAUGCUCGAUUUAUUUAGCGAGUUUGCCCAGAAUAUGGCGAGCGACAAGAACGACUACGCAACAAUGAAUAUCGCCAUGUCCAUUGAUUGGAUCUUCUGGAUCGAGUGUGUGUCGCGGCUCGUUGAUACCGAAAAUGCGUUUCAGCAGCUCAAGGGGAUCAGUUUCCUCUAUGCGCUCUGGGAUAUGUUGCCCAACUACUUGAUCGAGGAUGUCACCGCCUAUCCAAGUCAGAAACGCUACCGUGCCACCACCCCGACCUGGUACUCCAAUCUGAAAGAGAGCAUCAAGUGGAACGCUGGCAACUGGAUCCUCUCCAUCCCCAUCUGGUUCAAGUUGUUCAACCACUGGCAGCCGUUGGUACGUUCCUACUACAUGCGCUUGAUUGUCUGGAAAAUCAUUGGGCUCAACGAGGAGUUUGAGGAUAUUGAUAACAUCAAGCACAUGGUGGAAAUGCGUCUCAAUAUGUCUUAUGAUCGCGUAACCGAGCUUAUCUCCGAUUCCAAAGAGUGUUUUGGAGAACGCAACCUAAUUUCCAUUACACCCGCAACGCCCAUUAUCAACCGGAAGUUUGUUAUUACGCCCAUGGUGGUGGAUGGGGGGUUCAGCACCGGCUUACUCGUGGGCAUGGACGAUUCGUACGGCGAAAUGGCGGAAUUUUUACCCCGCAAACCUGUGAAUUCCAUGUCACGGACUCAUGCUUACGAAAUCCUCGAUGAGGCGGUAUACAGCUCUGUAUCCAACGGAAGCAACCUCUCCUUCUCUGAGGCGGUGCCUGAACCCAAGAUCGAGACUCCGCCCGCUAAGAAGCCUUCCAUGUUGUUUGGCUCUGCGCUUAGGUUAUUCAAAAAAGCGUCGCCAUUGGCCAGCAAAGUGCAGGCCUUAGAGGAAGAAGAGGACCCGCGGACCGAUCUUCGUGACCAACUUGCUGACCUGGCCCGAGGCGACACUGCAGCCAUGCGAUCGCUACCAUCAUCCAGCUCAAACUUGAGUGCGUUAUCCAGCUUAGUGAGGGAUAUCAAGUCGGUUGGGUCCCUCAGUUCCCUCUCCAACACCUCCCGUUCGUCGACCCCGAGCGUCUUUUCGCACUCUGCGCCUUCUAGCUAUGAGGAAUCGAUCUCGUCGUCGUCUUCGAGCUUUGAAAUCAAUGAGGCGAUCAUAACCAAGGCGUCGUCUCCAAGCUCCAUGUCCAUGGGCAGGAUUCCGCCGCCCCCCGAGUUUGCGCACGCGGUGUCGGAAGUUACCGGCCCGGGCUAUCGGUUCCAGAUUGUGGUUGAUAACUCUGCUGUGAACAAGAAGUUUGGGAUGGUCAGGUUUGGUGGUGGGGCUAACAGAGAGUACAGAGGCGAGUACAGAGGCGACGGUGGCUCGGCUUCCCCGACGAUUGAGGGUGACAGCUACUUUUCUUCUUCCUAUUCCGCAGAUGUAUCCGAUCUACCACCCGUUCCUCGACUCCCCAAGAUUAAUUCUUUCUUCGAGACGGACUAUAUGGUGACCUCGUCAACCAAUUUGAUCUUGGGUGACGAAGGCUUGGGGAACGAUGACGAGUCGAGUGAUGACGAGUUGAUGAUUUCCAUCACCCGGAAGCUUUCCAAGCGGAUGUCGUUAUUCACCAAUCAAGCAGCCACCGAGAGUAAAAAUUCGGUAUAUCAUCUCUACAACCACCUGAGGAGGGAAGAAGAACGCAAAAGGCAGACUCUCCAGAAGAUCCAGAAGUAUGGGAACAUGGGCAGAGCCGUGGCCGAAUGGACAGCCCAUAUAGUGGAAUUUGAACUGUUUAUUGCGAAGAAGACGAGCAAUGGGUGUAUGCUCGAGUCUCCCUCGACGUAUAUUCCUGCUCUCCUAGCCGAGCCUCCUAGUAACAAGCUCAAUGCGAACUAG
Molecule: messenger RNA, 3378 nt
Organism: Babjeviella inositovora NRRL Y-12698
Lineage: Eukaryota; Fungi; Ascomycota; Pichiomycetes; Serinales
Exons: 1
Coding region: 1-3378 (1125 amino acids)
Source: RefSeq, a predicted model, not a curated record